UAAACGUGAUGAUUGUUUACAAUGCCGAAAGGAAAAAUAUCAUAUGUUAAAGACGAUGAACCGGAUUUCAUUAAGAAAUUUAAACAGAGGGUAGGCUACAAGGAAGGUCCAACUGUUGAUACAAAGAGAGAGAUCCCAAACUUUGAUGAUGAUGAUGAGGACAGGCCAGACAAUGAAGAUGAGAAGCCAGUGGUUGUACAGCUGAGAGAAGGGGAUCUAAGUGCUGAGGAGGUGGAAAGACUGCAAAAGACUGAAGAACCACCAGCUGAUGGUAAAAUCACAUUUAAGAAGCCAGUGAAGAGGAGCGGGGAGGAGACAACAGAAUUAAAAACUUCUACAAAGAAGAAGAAAGAAGAGAAAGGAGAGAAGAAGAAAUCAGGGAAGGCUGUCAAGAACUCCACUCUGUUGUCAUUUAAUGAGGAUGAAGAGGAUGUCACAUGAUUUGUAUGCCAUAGGAGAAUAUCAUGUGUGAUGUGUGUGUCAUAUGGUGAUGUCACAUGAUACAUUUGUCAUAUAUUGACUGUUCUCUUCAUUAUCAGUAUUGUAAUUCAUCAUAUAAAAACAUAACACUGCAGUAAGAUCUGGUUCUGUACAUUACACAUCUGUAAUCACAUCUUGUCAUAUACAUACAUUCAUUGUCUACUGUUCUUCAUUAAUGUUUAUGGAAUAUAUUUGUUCCGUAGAAUAAUAUCAAAUGAAACUAAUCUUCAUUAAAUCUUAUUGUUGAACCAUAUACAAUGUAGAAAUGUUUCAUUGAAUUGGUCUUUCUUUUAAGAGUUCUUAAGACAGAAAAAAAACAGCCAUUAAAGUUAUGGAAUCAUUCUUACACCAGGGUUGCAUUGUAUGUCAAUUUUCUGGGGUUGCAUCACUGUGUUGCUAGAGUGUGUCCAGACAGAUUCUUUUUUUUUGGUACAUUAUUUUCUUUCCCAAAGGUCGUUUUGACGUUAUUGGUUUUGGUAAACUUUUGUGAUUUCAAAUUUUCUAAAAGUUUCUUGGGGUUUUUAGUAUCCAAAUCUGAUUUACAUCACUUCUAAAAUAUAUUGUUGUACAGUACUCCUGGAGUUUCUCACUCAUUGCUGUUAAUAUUUUAGUCAGGAGAAAAGAAAGAGGCUUGGUAGAACAUUUACUGGAAUCCAUCAUGUAUCUUUGUUUGUAAGGAUCUUUAUGAAGUUUAGGAAUCCAGUAUAGGUAUGGUAAUUCAAAUUCAUUUUGAUUGUUGUGAAUAUUAAAAAUAUUUAAAAUUG
Messenger RNA from Saccostrea echinata, 1244 nucleotides. RefSeq lists its product as uncharacterized. The record is from RefSeq and is a predicted model, not a curated record. The transcript has 3 exons. Lineage: Eukaryota; Metazoa; Mollusca; Bivalvia; Ostreida; Ostreidae. Bases 22 to 441 code for a protein of 139 amino acids.